AAAGCGGCUUUCUCUUCUCAAACCUCUCUAAUUUAUUGUCUGUUAAAUUUGCCUAUUGCGGCAGACAAGUAUAACUUAUCCAUAAUAAUAAUCGGAAUCUGAAGUUGGUCGUGAUGGGUAACGUGUUGGACUCAUUCUUCACCGGGUUCUCUAAUUCUAUCGGAAACUUCUUUGGUUCUCCACUUGACUUUCUAUCUGGAAAAUCUUGCAGUUCGGUUUGUCCAUCACCGUGGGAUCUCAUAUGCUACAUUGAGAAUUUCUGCGUGGCAAAUCUUGCCAAAACCGCAUUAAUCUUAAUCGUAUCCUACUUUUUUCUAUUCUUCAUCUACAUGCUAUACAAAGUUGGGUUUUGGCAUUGUAUCAUCCACGGUUUCUGCGGAUUCCUAUGGGUUUUGGUCUCUUGUUGGUUCUACAUUCUUAGCUAUUGCUGUAGUUUCUUCUGCUAUGAUCUCUUGCACUCUAAACGUAGAAGAAGACGCAGACACCACAGAUAUAUAGAGAAUGACUGUGGUGAUAAUAGUGAUACUGAUGAUGUUGAUGAUGAUGAUGAUGAAGGGUCGUUCACGUACCAUAGAUCGAGGCGAGGAUGCAGAAAAGAAGAACGUCUUAGAAAGUCUCUGAGACCGAGGAGCCAUCGUGUUAGAGUUGGUGUGAGGAAAGACCAUCGUUCUGACUUGGGUUUGAGCCAACAUGCUGAUGGAGGGGAUCCGGUUCAUGGUGUUAGAGUGAGCAGAGAGUCUAAGUUCGCACGGAAGGGUUCAAAACGCAGAACUCGAGUUCACCAUGGUCCUCGCAGAGCCUGA
Camelina sativa (false flax) is the source of this 803-nucleotide messenger RNA. RefSeq lists its product as uncharacterized. Lineage: Eukaryota; Viridiplantae; Streptophyta; Magnoliopsida; Brassicales; Brassicaceae. The record is from RefSeq and is a predicted model, not a curated record.